Molecule: messenger RNA, 5029 nt
Organism: Malurus melanocephalus (red-backed fairy wren)
Lineage: Eukaryota; Metazoa; Chordata; Aves; Passeriformes; Maluridae
Gene: GRB10
Product: growth factor receptor bound protein 10
Exons: 17
Coding region: 185-2011 (608 amino acids)
Biological process (GO): negative regulation of insulin receptor signaling pathway; negative regulation of Wnt signaling pathway; insulin receptor signaling pathway
Molecular function (GO): insulin receptor binding
Source: RefSeq, a predicted model, not a curated record
GAUCCCCCUCCCCGCCCGCGCUCCCGUCCCCGCCACCGCCGCGCACGACCCUUCCCCCGACCCCCCGCGCCCGCCCCAAACUUGGCGGGUGCGCGGCGCCCGGCGGGGACGGUGCCGGCCGCCCGCCCGCCCAGCAGGUCCUGGGAAGCAGUAGAUGUAAUUUGAAGAAAAUUUGAAGGAACAAAUGGCUUUAGCUGGCUGCCCAGACUCCUUUUUACAUCUUCCUUAUCGGAUAGACAAUGUAGAUCAGACUUCAGCUCAUGGUCGGCGGGAUCUGGUGGAACCAGGUUUCCAAGAGCCAUCUAACCGCAUCUCCCUGAGCCACCAAGAUGACGAUGUGGACCUGGAAGCUUUGGUAAACGACAUGAAUUCCUCAUUUGAAAGUUUAUACUCUACAUGCAGUAUGCAGUCGGAAACCACUCCGCUCCUGCAGAAUGGCCAGCUGAACCGCAGCCAGCUGCCAUCCUCAGGGUCCGGCACCCUGCAGCCCACGUCCCCGAGGCAGAAGGUGCAGCGCUCCCAGCCAGUGCGCAUCAUGGCAGUCAGGCGUCUUCAAGAAGAGGAACAGCAAUUCAGAACAUCGUCUUUGCCGGCCAUUCCAAAUCCCUUCCCAGAACUUUGUAGCCCCGCGAGCUCUCCAGUGCUGGCCCCUGGAUCUUUACCUCAGAGUCAACCUGCUAGUAAGCAUGAUGUAAAAGUCUUUAGUGAAGAUGGAACAAGCAAAGUGGUCGAGAUUCUAGCAGACAUGACAGCCAGGGACCUCUGUCAGCUGCUCGUUUACAAAAGUCAUUGUGUGGAUGAUAACAGCUGGACUCUAGUGGAGCAUCACCCUCACCUAGGAUUAGAGAGAUGCUUGGAAGAUCAUGAGCUCAUAGUUCAAGUUGAGUCCACAAUGGGAAGUGAAAGUAAAUUUUUGUUCAGGAAGAAUUAUGCAAAAUAUGAAUUUUUCAAAAAUCCCAUGAAUUUCUUUCCAGAACAAAUGGUUGCCUGGUGCCAGCAAACAAAUGGCAGUAUCCCACAGUCACAACUUUUGCAGAACUUUUUAAACUCCAGUAGCUGCCCUGAAAUUCAAGGUUUCUUGCAUGUGAAAGAGCUGGGUAGGAAAUCAUGGAAGAAACUGUUYAUGUGUUUGAGGAGAUCAGGACUUUAUUGUUCUACAAAAGGAACUUCAAAGGAGCCAAGACAUUUGCAAUUGUUGGCUGACCUAGAAGACAGCAAUAUCUUCUCGUUGAUAGCAGGCAAGAAGUUGUACAAUGCCCCUGCAGAGUAUGGAUUUUGUAUAAAGCCCAACAGAGUGAGAAAUGAAACUAAGGAACUGCGGUUGUUGUGUGCUGAAGAUGAGCAAAGCAGGAUGUGCUGGAUGACUGCCUUUCGACUCCUCAAGUAUGGAAUGCUACUGUAUCAGAAUUAUAGAAUUCCCCAGCAGCGAAAAGCCAUGCUUCCACACUUUUCCACUCCAGUAAGAAGUGUAUCUGAAAACUCACUAGUAGCAAUGGAUUUUUCGGGGCAAAUAGGAAGAGUUAUUGAAAAUCCUGCUGAAGCACAGAGUGCUGCCUUGGAAGAAGGACAUGCUUGGAGGGUAGCUAUCUUCUCUUCUUUUCUAUUUUUGCCAUCAAAACGUAGCACAAGAAUGAACAUCUUGGGUAGCCAAAGUCCACUCCAUCCUUCCACACUGAGUACAGUUAUUCAUAGGACACAGCACUGGUUUCACGGCAGAAUCUCUAGAGAAGAAUCUCACAGGAUUAUUAAGCAACAGGGGCUUGUAGAUGGAUUAUUUCUUCUCCGGGACAGCCAAAGCAAUCCAAAGGCAUUUGUACUUACGUUAUGCCAUCAUCAAAAAAUAAAGCAUUUUCAGAUCUUGCCGUGUGAAGAUGAUGGACAGAUAUUUUUCAGUCUGGAUGAUGGGAACACCAAAUUCAGUGAUCUAAUCCAGCUUGUUGAAUUCUAUCAACUAAACAAAGGAGUCUUGCCCUGCAAACUCAAACACCACUGCAUCCGAGUGGCCUUAUGACCUCAAAUCUGACUCACUGAAGACUGGAUUUGAUAGAAGAGUAAUUGUAAGAGAACGUUGACACUGGGGAAUUGGCAGAUUUGUAAGUUGGUUAAAAAAAAAUAUUAUGCACCUUGGGACUCUGAAAGGGAUGGAUUCGACAGGUGCCAACAGACCAAGAUUGCUGGUUUGUCUAACACCUAAGAGUGAUUGCUGCUGAGUGUCCCAGCAUCCCAAAAAUGGGGGGAGGGUCUGUAAAACAAUGAGUAAAUUUGAAACAAAACUGGAAACUAUCUUGGCUGGGCCACUUAACAGGAACAAGUGUGAAGAGAAAUCUUUGAAAAGAACUCUUGCCCUGGAAUAAUCUUGACAAUUAAGACUAGUGUGUUUACUUUUUGUAUUGAUCACUUUUUUUGCACUCCUACUUUGUUUCGGAUAUUGUAUGCAGCCUAUAUUAGGAGCUGAUGUGGCUUUUAAAAUUCAUGCAGGAGUUGGGUAUUAAUCUGCACCCUAAAAUGUAUGGAAUGCUUCAGCCUAAAAGGAUCUAGAAGAAAAUCAAGAAGCGUGUAUGUGUGUGUGUGUGUGUGUGUGUGUGUGUGUGUGUGUGUGUGUGUGUGUGAGUGCGCGUCUUAGUACUUCUCUGGAGACCUGAGGUUCAAUGAUCUGCAGAUGUCUUUGAAGAAGCAAUGAGGAUACAAUUCUAAAAGAACAUACCACCAAUAUACGUACUCUUAAAACUGCUGACUUGUAGCAUUAUGGCUGUAGUAUGUUGAUGGCAUAUUAGUGGCAUCCAGUCAUGCAGAGACUGUAUUAGAUUCUAUGCACAAAUUUUUAUUAUUGGAGUGGUGGUUUGUUUUUUACAGCCUUUUGACUGUUUUCCUGAGAAAACUUACUGUUACUAAAUAGAGUAGGACUGAAUGACUACACUUGUAUUUCAAACCACCAUUUUUGUGAGAAGAUUCUUCUGCAGGUAGUCUUAGUAUGACAAAAUAAAAAAUGAUUAAAAAAACAGUGUUUUUAGCUUUAUAGCUCCUUGAAUUUUCAGACUGUUUCAAAGAGCUCUUUCGAUAYAGUAAAGCUACAGUGAACACAAAGCUCUCCUGGGGAUAGGGCAUAAGAAGAACUGUACCCCUUCUGCUUUUUGUAGGGCCAUGAAAGUUUACAUGGUGAGAAGGAACAUGCUGGGAAUAGAAACAGAUUUGAUUGUGGAGUAGCUGCUGGCAAUAUCGUCCAUCGAGGUAACUGGUAUCCCUGUGUCAUGUGUGCUACCGCACGCCAGUACCUGUGGCAGACAAGCAUGUAUCUUGCUCUGGUGCUGGUUUGUCAUCAGAACUACUUUAUUGUUAAUGUUUAAAUGAAUUAUUUAAUGUUUACACAAUAACUCUUUCUGAUGAUAAAUCAGUAUUAAAGUCAGACAAGUCCCACCUUGAUCCUGCAAUUGCAACCAACCAUUCCUUCACCAACUGUUUGAACUGARUAACUUCCCAGUGCUUGGUGCCAUUAGCAACAGUGAGAAGUAUUCCACCCUGGGAACUUGCAGAGUGUAGUGCAGAACAGAGCAUUCGUAAAAUGGUAAAUGAUUUACACAGGCUAGUUAAUCCUUAAUAUUUGCCACUGGGUCUGAAAUCCUAGCCAUCUGAAAGGGUAAAGAAGGAAAACCAAUCCUACACUUUUAGGUUUUCAUGUAGUGUUAAGAAUAGCUUAAGACAAACCAUAACCUGCCUGAGUCGUCCAUAUCAGCUUAAACUAUGUCAAUGGUAUAGAAACACUGUAUUUUAGUUUACAGAACACAUUUAGUAUUUUUUUCCAUUUAAUGUCUAGAUACUAAAAAUGAAGAAACUUGAUUUUGUUUUUAGUACAAGCCUUUUUUGUUUUGUUUUGUUUUGCUUUUUUAAUUGUACAUAGUGAAAUGAGUGUUCCUGCUUUCUAGACAAUGUAUUUUAAAACCUUGAAAUUAAGCUAACUUAAGUCUGACUUCACUUUGCAUGCUUCUAUUUGGCCCCUUUUAGGAGAAAAAAGAUACUUGUAUUGACUACAUUACCAGUUUAAUAAGACCAUUUAUGCUAUAGUUUUAAGUUUUUCUGUUUACAUAGCUUAGUGACAACCAUGCAUUUUUCCCAGUAGGCGGAUAGUAUUUGCAGUGUUUCAUAUUUAUAAAAAAAAAAAAAACCUUGCAUCUUAUUUAAAUUGAGAAUAAAAGUUUGACUAUGAACCAUGAUUUUUGUAUGUAGAUGGUUGACUUAGUAUUUUGUACUCUUCCCAGCUAAAGUGAGCUGUUUUGAGAAAGUGACCACCUUCAAAGUGGCAACAAUCUUACUUAAGCAGAUCACUGCUUUGUCUUCUUUCUGCUGGAAAACAGUCAAUACCACCUUAGUUUUCCAACAGAUUCAGCUGGCUGCCAGCUCAGAAUACCAAGGACUGAAGGACAUUUGACUCUUAUUUUUGUAUUUAAAUGACAUGAAUGUAAAGGGGAUGCUCAGGGUUGUUUUGGAGCCUGUUGAAUUUUUAUCUUUUUGCCUGUGAUUUUAUUUUCUAAAUAAAUACUUCAUGUAGCAAUCUUGAAUAUGUUGAGAAGGAAAAUGCCAAACCAUUUUGGUAAUGAGGUUACUAGUUAAGUUAUGUUACGAUAGGUGUUAAAGUACAAAAAACUUUUUAUUUGUUAAUUAAUCUUGAAGAAACACGUGCCUCAGUUUAGAUGUUUUGUCUUAUCUUUUCUGCACUAAAUACCUGACAGUUUGACCAAUCAAUGCACCUUUCCAGUGGCAAGACUUGCUUAUCGUAAAUUAUAUUGUCACAAUGCAAGAUUUAGUGACUGUAAAAUGGAAUAAAGUUUAAAGUUUCAGGGAAUGCAAAAGGUAUUAACUUAAGAGACAAAWCCUUUAUUCAAUAUGCUUUGCUUCAUACUGUAAAUAGCUUUUUGGCUUGUGAACCUAAUUGUAAUCUUUCAGGUAUUUUUGUACAAAUAAGGGACUGAUAUUCUGUUUCUUGUAAUUAGAAAUAAACGUUAAUACAAUGCUAUUCAUUUUACAUUGGAAUGAA